ACUACAGGCAUGUGCAGUAUCAACACUGAUGCCUCUAAAGAUAAACUAUUAACUGUUUCUAUCUUUAGCAGCAAAUAAAUGGUCCAUCUUUGUGGGACGCCACAGAUGCAAUCAUGAAUCUGACAGGUGACCAAAGAGUUUUUGGCUAUGAAUUCUUCAACAGCACAUCUGAAAAUCAUACCACUGAUGAAGUUGACAGUGUUGUCAAUGGUAUUCUAAUCGUCAUCCUCCUCAUCACCAUGAUCUCUUUGGGCUGCACCAUGGAGGUCUCCAAAAUCAAAGGCCACAUUGUCAGGCCAAAAGGUGUAUGCAUAGCACUGGUGGCUCAGUUUGGCAUAAUGCCUCUUACUGCUUUCUGCCUGGCUAAGAUCUUCCAGUUGGGGCCCAUCGAAGCCGUCGCUGUGCUCAUCUGUGGCUGCUGUCCCGGUGGGAACCUCUCCAACAUUUUUGCCUUAGCUCUCCAAGGAGACAUGAAUCUAAGUAUUGUGAUGACCACCUGCUCCACAGUGUUGACACUAGGAGCAAUGCCAUUACUCCUAUACCUGUACUGCAAAGGGGUCUCUGGUUUGCAGCAAGCAGUUCCCUACUUUGGUAUCUUCGUUGCCCUCAUUAUGACUCUGGCGCCUUGCGGCAUAGGCAUUGCCAUCAACCACUGGGCACCACAUUACUCACAAAUCAUACUAAAGAUUGGACUUAGCAUCCUGCUAAUAGCCAUUGUGGCAAUUGGUGUGUUGUAUGGCAUCACCCUAGGAGCCACGAUGUGGAUUGUGUUUUCUCCUCAACUCAUAGCAGUGGCCUGUCUCAUGCCUUUUAUAGGUUACCUGUUAGGGUACACCCUUUCGACUAUCUUCAAACAGAACAGCCAGUGCAGAAGGACUAUUGCUGUGGAGACCGGCUGUCAAAACGUCAUGCUAUGUUUUGCCAUAUUGAAAGUGGCUUUCCCUCCAGAGGUCAUAGGACCCCUGUAUCUCUUUCCACUCAUUUACGUCAUAUUUCAGACAGCUGAAGCGCUGCUCUUUAUCGUAGAUCCAGCAAAGACAGCUGCAUAUGUGGUGGCUGACACAAUGGAGGAGGUAACACUUUCAUAAGGAGAAACAUCAUUAGGACUCUUUGAUACAUCAAUUAUCUGACCAAACAACAAGAAGAGCAUUUUGAGUGAUGGAUAAAACCUCUUGUUAACAGCCUCUGUAAUUAUUGUUGUGAUUAUUAUUGAUGAAUUUGAUACCAGCAACACAGUUUAAAAAUGGGAUUUGCAUAUUUCUCCUUCUACAGUGCAUAAUAUCAUUAAAUGAUUCAAGGAAUCGAGGGAAUUUCAGUGGGUAAAGGCCAAGGGUGCAAGCUUGGCCUGUGGUAGCCUAGUGGGUAGGGCUUUGGGCUAACAACCGGAAGAUUCAAAUCCAGGCUCUGCUAUGUAGCCACUGUUGGGUCCUUGAGCAAGGCCCUUAACCCUGUCUGCUCCAGGGGCGCCGUAAGUUGGCUGACCCUGCGCUCUGACCCCAGCUCCCAACACCAGCUGGGAUAUGCGAAGAAAGAAUUUCAUUGUACUGUACAUCUGUAUAUGUAUAUAUGACAAAUA
Molecule: messenger RNA, 1576 nt
Organism: Trichomycterus rosablanca
Lineage: Eukaryota; Metazoa; Chordata; Actinopteri; Siluriformes; Trichomycteridae
Gene: slc10a1
Product: solute carrier family 10 member 1
Exons: 5
Coding region: 114-1088 (324 amino acids)
Biological process (GO): bile acid and bile salt transport
Cellular component (GO): membrane
Molecular function (GO): bile acid:sodium symporter activity
Source: RefSeq, a predicted model, not a curated record